Salvelinus sp. IW2-2015 is the source of this 641-nucleotide messenger RNA. RefSeq names its product wnt inhibitory factor 1 (gene wif1). The coding region runs from base 138 to 641 and encodes 167 amino acids. Lineage: Eukaryota; Metazoa; Chordata; Actinopteri; Salmoniformes; Salmonidae. The record is from RefSeq and is a predicted model, not a curated record. The transcript has 4 exons.
GGCUCACUCACGGCAUACCAGACUUGAGUACAGUGGCUAAGCCAGCAUAUACACAGACACACAAUUUAACUACGAGGAGACCGAACGGAGAUACAUUUACAAUUUAAAGGGUUAGAUUUGAGAGGCUGCAACUCAGGAUGGCUACAGAGACAGACUCUGUUUUUCUGUCCCCCAUCAAAACGUGCUUUCUUCUACUUUUGGGUGGUUUGAUGUCCAAAGCUGCGCAGGAGCAGCAGGGAAGUUUCUACAUGUGGAUUGAUGCCAACCAAGCGAGAGUCCUAAUUGGUUUUGAGGAGGAUAUCUUGAUCGUGUCAGAGGGAAAGAUGGCUCCAUUCACAACUGACUUCAGAAAGGCCCAGCAGAGGAUGCCUGCGAUACCUGUCAAUAUCCAGAACGUCAACUUCACCUGGCAAGCGACUGAACAGGCAGAGUACUUCUAUGAGUUCCAGACUCUGCGCUCCAUGGAUCUGGACAUCAUGGACAACCCCACGGUCAACGUUCCUCUCCUGGGCUCUGUACCACGUCGGCCCUCAGUGGUGCAGGUGGGCUUCCCGUGUUUAGGAGACCAGGAUGGCGUAGCAGCGUUUGAGGUCACCGAGUCACAAUCUUGUCAUGCCGCGGAACAUCAUCCUGAAACGUAA